CUGAUCACCCGCACACCACUGACAAGCCGCGUGCGACCCGGUGUCUGCAUUCCGAGAUUUUUGCUCCUCUCCUACAAGCAGAUUGAAGUAGCAGUCACCAUGUCUGAGGAGGACCACAAGCUCAGGCAGCGAAUCAGAUACCGUCAUGUAGAGAAGAUUUACAUGGACCUUAAAGAGCUUGGUUACCAUGACAACGACCCCCUGGAGGUGACUGACCUGAUGACGUUGGACCAGUGGCACUACUUCGGCACGGAGCCAGUUGACGCCGUCAUCAAGCUACUGGACAUCAGGGAAGGUGCGCGUGUCCUGGACGUGGGGGCCGGCAUUGGGGGUCCAUCUCGGUACCUCGCGCACAAAACCAAGUGUCACGUGACGGCCGCCGAACUCCUUCCCGACAACCACCGCGUGGGGCAGGACCUGACGUCACGCUGUUGCAUGACGGGAAGCGUGAAGCACGUGUGCGGUGACAUCAUCAAAACCGAGCUGGGUAAUCAGGAGUUUGAUCACGUGAUGAGCAUCCAGGCGAUCUACUACGUAGAGGACAAAUCUAGGCUGUUCCGUCAACUGUACGACUCCCUCAAACCUGGAGGGACCAUAUGUUUUGAGGAGUUCUGCCGCCUGAAGGACGUUGAGAGUAACGAGGAGAAGGCGGCACUGGACUUCUUCCUGCUGUGCGUCAACACUCUGCCGACCCAGCAGGACUACAGACGCCUGCUGGAGGAGGCUGGCUUCCAAGUCACGGUUCACGACAUUUCUGCCGCGUACGCCGAGUACACGUACGGGCGUUGGUCGAACUGGGACGAGCAGCGCGACAAGUACGUCCGUCUGUACGGGGAGGACAUGGUGGACGGAUGGCUCAACUUCAUCGUCACCGCCAAGAAGCUGUGCAACGACUUCGGCCUGGUGGGAGGGGGGCGCUUCGUCGCGCGUAAAUUGUGAAGAUAGAAGUCUGAAAAGGGCAGUUCUAGCCUGUGUACGGUGUAACACAAGAGAUGAAACUACAUACAAUAACACUUUAAUAAAGGUCCAAGUUACAUGGUGACUGGUGUUGUAAGGAUGGUGGGAGGGGGGCGCUUCGUCGCGCGUAAAUUGUAAAGAUAGAAGUCUGAAAAAGGCAGUUCUAGUCUGUGUACGGUGUAACACAAGAGAUGAAACUACAAUAACACUUUAACAAAGGUCGAAGUUACAUAGUGACUGGUGUUGUAGAGCUGGUGGGAGGGGGGCGCUUCGUCGCGCGCAAAGUGUAAAUAAUAGAAAUCUGAAGGAGGCGAUGUUACACAAGAGAUGAAACUUCGACUGCAUGUAAACGAAGGUGUAAGUUACAUUGUGACUCAGGUGCGGUAGUGCUGGUGGGAGGGGUGGGGGCGCUUCGUCGCGCGUAGGGUGUGAAAAGUAAAAAUCUGAAGGAGGCAAUUGUAGGCUGUGUUGCACAAAAGAUGAAACUUCGACUGCACCUAAUUUAUAAAUAAAGGUGCAAGUUACACGGUGACUGGUGGUAAAGGGAUGGUAAGAGGGAGAGGGGGACGUUGGUCGGUGUGAAGACAGAAAUCUGAAGGAGGCGAUUCUAGCCUGUAUUACACAAUUAUUUCAUAGUUGUAACUGCUGGGAAUUUCAUACUUGCCACAUUUGGAAGUUAAGUGAAGAUGAACAU
This is a messenger RNA of Branchiostoma belcheri (Belcher's lancelet), 1651 nucleotides long. Its product is annotated as phosphoethanolamine N-methyltransferase 3-like. The record is from RefSeq and is a predicted model, not a curated record. Bases 100 to 939 code for a protein of 279 amino acids. The transcript is spliced from 8 exons. Lineage: Eukaryota; Metazoa; Chordata; Leptocardii; Amphioxiformes; Branchiostomatidae.